Molecule: messenger RNA, 1155 nt
Organism: Drosophila willistoni
Lineage: Eukaryota; Metazoa; Arthropoda; Insecta; Diptera; Drosophilidae
Product: peritrophin-48
Exons: 2
Coding region: 21-1085 (354 amino acids)
Cellular component (GO): extracellular region
Molecular function (GO): chitin binding
Source: RefSeq, a predicted model, not a curated record
CUGGCGCAUCAGCCGUCUCAAUGUUUUGUUGUUUAACAAGAGUGACAAUGAAAGGAUCUGUGCGUUGUUUGGGUGUGCCAAUUUUGGUGCUGGCUACACUGGUGCAGCUGAGCAGUCAAACCGUGUUCCUAAAUGGCGAGGAAGAGGAUAUUUGUCGUCUGUUCAAAGAUGGCACCUUGUUGAGAAAGCCAACUACGUGUAAUGAGUGGAUUACUUGCAAGAACUAUACCACCACAGAGGGAGGAAUUUGCGAUGAUGGCAAAUACUUUAGCUUAAGCAAAGGAUCGUGUCAAAAAAGUUUGGACUCUACCGAUACUUAUUGCAGUACGCCAUGCAGUUCGUCGACUCAGGGGUAUGUGGGAACGACUACUAACUGUGCCGGUUGGCAUUACUGUGAGAAGAAGGAGGAAUUGGCCAGUGGUGUUUGCCCCAGCGGAAUGCAUUUCGAUGGAACCACACAGACAUGUCUCUACGCUAAGGACUCAGAUUGUGUGGAAGAGUACGAUUUUUGUAAUAUAGUGCCAACAGGUACUGCUUUUUUGGAUGAAUACAAUUGCCAUCUGUACUAUACGUGCACCAAAUAUAAGCUUGACAUCAAUACCUGCGAUGAUGGACUCUACUUUGAUGUGUCAGCGGGUAAAUGUGUCGAUAAGAAACUCGUCACGUGUGGCAAACAUCCGAUACCCAGCGAUAUUUGCGGCACGAAGAAGUUGGCAGUGCGUAAUAAAUUUGUCGCCGAUGGCGCCACUUGUCGUGGUUAUUACUAUUGUCGCGAUCUUGGCUCAGGUGUGCCCGACACCGAGCCCACCUGGCUGCAGUGUUCUUCCGAUAGGUUCUUUAAUGAGGAUCGUCAGGGUUGUGUGCCACGCGAAUCCCAAAAAUGCAGUGGAAGUCGCUGCGAUGGCCGAGAGGAUGGUGAAUUAGAGGUAUCCGAAGUCGAAGGUUGCCAACAUUAUAUAACAUGUCUCAACGGCAAGGAGAGCCCCUCAGUGUCCUGCGGCAGUGACAUGUAUUUCAAUGUUGCCUCUCAAAGUUGCUCAACCGUUGUGACAUCAUAUGGUGCCUGUACUAAUACUUCUGCUUAGGCACCCUGUAUUAUUUCUGUAUAAUCGUAAAUAUAAGAAACACAUGACAUGCUGAUAUGUUCUUUUAAUA